Messenger RNA from Mucor mucedo, 3889 nucleotides. RefSeq names its product Nrap protein. The coding region runs from base 122 to 3577 and encodes 1151 amino acids. The transcript has 5 exons. The record is from RefSeq and is a predicted model, not a curated record. NCBI's taxonomy places the organism in Eukaryota, Fungi, Mucoromycota, Mucoromycetes, Mucorales, Mucoraceae. Gene Ontology annotation, cellular component: small-subunit processome; CURI complex; UTP-C complex. Gene Ontology annotation, biological process: rRNA processing; tRNA export from nucleus.
UCUUGAUAAAAACAUACAAAAUGGUGCUUGCUGCAAAGAGAAAGUACAAGAAGUCUGCCAACCAUGACGAGCCCAAUAGCAAGCUAAGAAGGAUCGCCAAUCGAAGACAAAGGAUGUAGAUAUGAGCGACGAUGGAGACGAUCUCAUGGCAGGAAACACAGGUUUCUCUGAGGAGGAAGGAACUGCAGCAUGGGAAUCUGGUUCUGAUGACGACAGCGAACCUGAGCACAAGACAGAAAGUACUGCCAUUAAAACCACCAAAGCAACCGAGGAUGAUAUUAUUUCAGGCGAGCUGGAAGGUUUAAAGGAAACCGCUGAACUCUUCAAAUCCAACAUUUUCAAAUUAGAGAUCGAUGAAUUAUUAUCAGAAGUCACCAUGAAUUAUGAAAAGCACAAAACGUUGGAAAAGGCGCUUCACAAUUUAAAGGCCAUUUUCGAUACUAUUCCCAAGGGAAAACAGAUGAAGUUGACCGAAUUUGCUAAAAACAUGAAGUCGAAAAACAAGAUCGUCACACCAUUUCCCGAUCCUCAACCUGCAGAAGACGCUUUACACUCAUUCACAUUCGAAAAACCCACCUCUGUGCAUAUCGUGGGUGGCUAUGGAUUAAAGACAGUGGCAAAGACAAAGACACCCUUUAAUGUAGAUAUCGCUGUUGAAAUGCCCAACUCCAUCUUUCAAGAAAAGGAUUACGCUAAUUAUCGUUAUCAUCAUAAACGUGCUUGUUAUUUGGCCGUCUUGGCUCACGCCAUUCAAUCUUCCGACAAAAAGUUCAAUAUCGAAUACAGCACCUUGAACGGGGAUCUUCGUCGACCCAUCUUGUUAGUCAAGCCCGCUGGAGACAAGUCAGAUGUGGAUUUCUCAAAGACCAAGUGUGUGAUUCGUAUUCUACCCAGUGUCAGUGCCGAUGUAUUCCCUAUCCAUCGUCUUGCACCCGGUAAGAGUUGUGUGAAACCCGCCAAAGCCACCCCACAUUACAACGCCUCUCUCUUGAUGGACACCUCCUAUACCGGUAACUUGGCGUUCCUUUAUCAACAUAGUAAGAACAGCCCUGAUUUCAAAAAUGCCAUUCUUUUGGCCAGAACAUGGAUCUAUCAACGUGGAUUAGCCACCACCAACACUGGCUUCACACCUUUCCUCUUUGCCAUGGUCAUGGCCUAUUUGAUGCAAGGAAACAAGGAUGGAACCGGUAAGAAAUUAUCGGCCAGUCAUAGUUCGUAUCAAUUAUUGAGAGGUACAUUGGAUUUCCUCUCCACUCAUGAUUUCAAGACAACACCCAUCUUUUUGGGCGAGCAUCAAAAAUCCGAAUUCUCCAAGGACGAGUUCUUGAACCAUUAUGAAGUAGCCAUCGUCGACCCUUCAGGUACAUUGAAUUUAGCGGCCAAUAUGACCGUCUCGGGUUUAGACCAAUUACAGCAUGAAGCCAAAUUGGCUAUGACCUACUUUAACGAUACCACCGAUCAGUUCGAAUCUCUAUUCCUCAAGAACGUCAAUGAUGUCAAGUCCAAAUUCGAUAAUGUCGUGCGUAUUCCUUUCCCCAAGACAGAGAUCGCUUCUUAUUCAGAAGCCAUCAAAGCGGAUUAUUACAGUUAUUUACCUUAUUUUGUUCAACACAUGAGUGCGGUUUUGAAGCGUGGUUUGAGUAACCGUGUCGAUUUGGUAGCCAUCCAAUACACCAAUCCUACUACCCAUUGGGCCGUAACCGAAGCUGUACAAGAUUUUGAAAAGGAGGUUGUCAUUACCGUGGGUCUCUUAUUGAACUCGGAUAAUGCCCCUCGUUUAGUUGAUAUGGGACCUCAAUCACAAGAUGAAGCCGCUGUUGCUGAAUUCCGCGAAUUCUGGGGUAACAAGUCUGAAUUACGUCGUUUCAAGGACGGUUCCAUUGUAGAGAGUGUUGUCUGGCAAACCCAAGGUUACGAGAACCGUAGUUUGAUUGUCCAAAAGAUCGUGCUCUACUUACUUUCAUUGCAUUUGGAGCUCGAGUCAAGCGAAUUUGUCUACUGGGCCGGUCAAUUGUACAGUUAUUUGAAUUUCGCCAAAAGCGUGCCUGAAAAUUUGUUUAGCCCCGAAUUAAAGGCCAAUGGAUUUCACCCCGUGAUGACUGCCUUUGGUCAAUUUUCCAAGCAAUUGCGUACCAUUGAUGAUGCUUUACCCUUAUUGAUCAAUAACGUCUAUCCUGCCUCUUCCAGUUUAUGUUAUACCGCUGUCACAUUGCCCCAUCCCGUCGAUUUCAACAACAUGAUCGCCUACCCUACCACCACCCGUUACUUUGAGGCCAUCGAUGUCGUUAUCCAUAUCGAACGCUCUGCCAAGUUCCCCGAUGAUCUCGCUGUUCUUCAAAAAGUGAAGCACGCCUUCUAUUUGAAGAUGUCUCAAGAGCUCAAAUCGCGUUUCCAUGUCGAUUCCGUCGUCGUGGACGAUGUGAACGAAAAGAACCCGCUUGCCAUUCGUGGCUACUUGGAUGUCUACUACUAUGGUUACGUCUUCCGUUGUCACAUCUGUCUUGAGCAAGAAUCUACACUUCUAUCCAAGAUUGUGGAAUCCUCUAGCAGCACGAAAUUAAACAAGGAGAUGGCCAAGGAGGCGCUUUCCAAGUUUAUGUACGGGUUGCGAUACAAGCAAACGCAUACGUUCUACGUGCAAGCCAUGUGUGCUCGAUUCACUGCCUAUUCUUCUACCGUACGUUUGAUCAAACGUUGGUUCGGUGCUCAUUUACUCUCACAUCAAGUAUCCGAAGAGAUGAUCGAACUGUUGGUGGCUCAUGUCUUUUUGGCUCCUCAACCUUGGGUGGCUCCCGUCAAUACAUUAACCGCCUCUACGCGUGUCUUGACUUUGUUGGCUACCUGGGAUUGGCAAAACACCCCCUUGAUGGUGGAUAUCGAAGGAGAAAUGACCACCAAGGAUCGUGAAGAGAUCAUGACAGAGUUCUUACAACAUCGUCGUACCAACCCUCAAAUGACAGUGGGUGCCAUGACAAUUGCCACAGCCAAGGAUCACAGCGGUCAUCGCUGGACGGGUAAGAAGCCCAAUCGUGCGAUUGCAGCACGUAUCGGUGCUCUUGCGCGUGCGUCCGUGCAAGUGAUCCAAACAGCGGAAGCAAGUCAAGAUAUCAAGCGCGUGUUUGUGACACCCAUGAACGAUUACAGUGUGAUUUUACAAUUGGAUACAGAGAGAUGUACGCGUUAUUACCAGAAUAUGCACCCAGAAGCGAAAUAUUUGAAGAGUGCGGAUUAUGGUCGCGUGGCCGAGUUAGGGGAUAAAGCGUAUGCGCAGUUGGACCCAAUGACGGAUUUCAUUCGUGAUGUGGAGAAAGUGUAUGGCCAUACAUUGAUGGUGUUUCAUAACCAAUACGGUGGGGAUAAAUUAGCUCUGGUCUGGAACCCUUCUACCGCAACGCCCAUGCCUUGGAAGGUGGCUGCAGGAUAUAACAGUGCGCCUGUGGAUAUCAACAAGAACGGCUUUUUGAAACCCGCCAAGGGAAAGAAGGAAAUCUCCAAUUUGAUCUCACCGAACUUUGCUGCCAUUGUGGCUGAAAUUGAAAGAUUAGGUAAAAACGGUAUUUUCAAGCAAGAAGAAUAAUAAAAAAAAAAAAAAUUCAACACACCAUUAGAAACAACAACAACAACAACAAAAAAAAAAUUUUAAAAAAAAAAGAGAAAUCUUUUUCUUUCUCUUUUUUUUUUUUUAUUACAGUGUAUAUUAAUUAACAAUAAAAAAAAAAUCUUUUCUCCAUCAUCCACUUUCUUUUUAACGGCUUCGCUUUCCAUAAAUUUCCGUCCAAAAUGGAUUAGGUCUUUCUACACCGUCUGCUCCACUUGUAGGAUAAAUAAGCGUUAAAUUCCAUCGUGAUACGUUUUUUUUUUUUUUUUUUUUUUUUUUUACUAAAUAAAA